Podarcis raffonei (Aeolian wall lizard) is the source of this 6604-nucleotide messenger RNA. It is a transcript of the gene LTBP2, whose product is annotated as latent transforming growth factor beta binding protein 2. The coding region runs from base 431 to 5671 and encodes 1746 amino acids. Lineage: Eukaryota; Metazoa; Chordata; Lepidosauria; Squamata; Lacertidae. The transcript is spliced from 34 exons. Gene Ontology annotation, molecular function: calcium ion binding. The record is from RefSeq and is a predicted model, not a curated record.
UCCAUCCUCUCCAGAGCCAGCCAGUGCCAGAGGCAAGUGAGAAGGUGCUUGGAGCUGUCUUCAAGGAACACACGCUCUGACAGCCAGAGGGAGAGAGGGGACGGGGAGAGGAAAGACGGGGCGUUCUCAUUCUUUCUAAGGUAUGAGGACUGCAGCUGCAGCUUUGGGAAACCUGCACCGUUGGGCUUUCUCUGUGCUCCUGCCCCUCUGAGCAUUCCUUCCCCUCCAGACAGCAGGUACUGAUUAAGCCUUUUGCCUACAUGUACCUGAAGAUGUGAAUGGCUUCCAAACGUGCCUGAGGAAUUUAGCCCAGCUGCCCUUUCUUCUUCUUCCUCCUCCUCCUCUUCUUUUUUCUAAACUCCAGUUGCACUCUGAGUUAUAUGAAACUUCCAGUUCAACAACUGAGUGCUUUCCCUCUUGGACAGAAACCAUGAAGGGAUCCUGGAGGAGCCUUCUCCCAUUUACCGUAGCUCUUUUCGUAGGGGUUGGCGAAUGUCAGAGAGACUUUGCUGGGCAAUUUGACCCAAGUCCUUCCUUCAGAACUGACUCCGGAAGCAGGGAGACGACUCAGCUGAGAUUCCGGAGCCAGGGGAGUUCAGGACCCGCAAACAAAGUAUUCAGUUUGUUCCAGGUACACAGUUCCCCUUCUCCCUUGGAUCAUGUUCCUGUCACCCCUAAGACGGAUGUAGCCUCUAACGCCUGGGUGAGAAACUUGGCAGGGAGGGAAAACAGAAAGCCGCACUCUGCUCCCACAGACCACAAGCUCCCUGCUCCCACCAAUGUCAGAUCCCAAUCCAUCAAUCCUGGGACAAGAGCUGAUGCUCCCGGCAGAAGCCCAAGCUGGACUCCACAGAGACAGAGAGUGGACACCUCACACCAGUGGCCAAGGAAUGGGCCGAGGCCACAGACAGCGACACAGCCGAGGAUGCAAAACUCCCGAAGCCGAAUGGUAGGGCCAAAUGUCUGUGGGGGUCAGUGCUGCUCAGGGUGGACAACAGCUCCUGGGACCAAUCGGUGUAUUAAACCUGUAUGUGACCCUCCAUGCCAGAACAAAGGAUCCUGCAGCCGCCCCCAGCUUUGUAUUUGCCGUUCAGGCUUCAGAGGCUCUCGAUGUGAAGAGGUGGUUCCAGAACAAGAGUAUCAUCCUCCUGGCCCUGUGGCUGCCUUCCAGCCCCCAGGACGCUCCCCUCUCAAAAGAACAGGCAAUGGAGAGAGAGAAAGCCCACUAAGAGGAAGACAGAUACCUACCAUGCAGAAGCUACCAACUGGGUCUCAGAGCCAAAGUCGUUCUGUUGCUACCCCUCAGCUACACACGGGGUCCUCUCGUACAGUCCGACGCUAUCCAGCCACCAAUAAUGAUCAGCUCACAUCCAAUGCCUUGCCGAAUGGGAAUGGAUUUGAACAGAGCAGUUCUGGGCCACGUACGGCAUUUCAAGAGCCAUCGUCACCUCACGGGGGUGUCAACCUGACAGAAAAAAUCAGGAAGAUAAAGAUUAUCUUCACUCCCACAAUCUGUAAACAGACUUGUCGACAUGGCCGCUGCUACAACAGCUGUGAGAAAGGAGACACCACUACCCUGUACAGCCAGGGCGGGCAUGACCAUGACCCUAAAUCUGGCUUCCGUAUCUAUUUCUGCCAGAUUCCCUGUCUAAAUGGGGGACGCUGUGUGGGCAGGGACGAAUGCUGGUGCCCAUCUAACUCUACAGGGAAGUUCUGCCACCUACCAGCUUUGAAAGUGGAAAGGAAAAAAGACGUGCCAAACAGCCUGGCAAGCAACUCCAUGAAACAUUCAAUGUACACACUUCCUUUAUCCAACCAACUUGCUUCCAGAAACCCUUCCCUUGUGAACGUACAUAUCAACCACCCUCCAGAAGCUGCUGUGCAGAUCCAUCAGGUAGCUCGAGUGAAAAGUGAUGCAGACCAGUCGGAAGAGAACAGUGUUGAAGCUGUGUUGAUAUCUCAGUUUCCACUGGGUUCCCACCAGUACAGUGAUAACGCCACCACCAUCACCAUCAACAACAACAACAUUAUCACAGAGAGACAUCAGCAGCAGAGGCCUCAGGACCUAGUGGGAAAGUGUUACAUGGAGUCAGUGCAUGGAAAGUGUGCUGACCCACUACCUGGUCUGGCCAGCUAUGAGGACUGUUGUGGCAGUGUGGGGGCCUUUUGGGGGGUCAGCAGAUGUAUUCCAUGCCCAUCGAAACCAGCUCACCCAGUGUUUGAAAAUGGGCAAGUUGAAUGCCCACAGGGAUAUAAAAGGUUGAAUCGGAGCCACUGCCAAGAUAUCAACGAAUGUCUAAUAUUUGGCAUAUGCAAAGAUGCAGAAUGUGUGAACACUCGCGGCAGCUUCCUCUGCACUUGUAAGGCUGGAACCAUGCUGGACCCAUCCCGCAGUCACUGUAUUUCGGAUAAAGCAGUUUCCACAGAGCAGGGGCUGUGCUAUCGCUCAACAGUUGGGGGAGUCUGUGCCCUGCCACUCAAUCAGCACAUCACCAAGCAGAUCUGCUGCUGUAGUCGUGUUGGCAAAGGGUGGGGAAGAAAUUGUGAGACGUGUCCAUUACCAGGAUCUGAAGCCUUUAAGGAGAUUUGCCCUGCAGGGCAUGGCUACACUUACUCCAGCUCUGACAUUCGAAUGUCCAUGAGGAAAGCAGAAGCAGACGAGCUCCCGCUCAGCUCACAGGAGCAGAGCAAAAACAGUGGCCGGCUUCCCAGCUGGGCAGUAAGGCAGCAACAGCUGCAGGAGGUCUUGCGUGGGGAUGUGGUCGACAUGCUCCCGGGGGCUGACACCUCCGCAGGAAAGGGGGAUUCUGAAGAAGAUCAGGAUGCAGAGGAUGUUAUCGAAGAAACUGAUAUUAGCCCAGUGGAUGUUGUAAAGAUUUCUCCCCAUUUCCCUGCCCAGCCACUUCCAGGAUCUAUAGGGGAGAAUGCUGCUCCAACAGAGGUAGCAACACUAUUUACAGAAAUGAGUGCCUGCUCCUCUUCACCCAACAUCUGUGGUCCAGGCAGCUGUGUGAACUUGCCAGGAGGAUAUGCCUGUCUGUGUUACCCUGGUUACCGACAGCAUCCAAGUCACUCAUUUUGCAUUGAUGUUGACGAAUGUGAGAGAAAUCCAUGCAAUGGGAAGGGCCACUGCCUCAACAAUGAGGGCUCCUAUUCUUGCCUCUGUUUCUCUGGGUACACCCUUUUCACCUCACAGAACACACAAACAUGUCAGGAUCUAAAUGAGUGUGACCAGCCAGAUGUUUGUCACGGAGGGCAGUGUGUCAACACACCUGGCUCUUAUCUCUGUGAGUGCAAAACAGGCUACACCAUGAGUCACAGGGGACAGUGUGAAGAUAUCGAUGAGUGUGCAACCCACGAUGCCUGCCCUAGAGGACUCUGUCUCAACUCCGAGGGUUCCUUCUCCUGUGUGGCUUGUGGCAUCGGCUAUAUUGCAUCAAGGGAUGGAAGAACGUGCGAAGAUAUUGAUGAAUGUGCCUCACACGCAGCCUGCCCUCAGGGAAUCUGCACUAAUACCCAGGGUUCCUUCACUUGCCAAACCUGUGACACUGGCUAUGUGCUCUCAUCCAAUAAGCUCACUUGUGAAGAUAUUAAUGAAUGUGAAGACGCAAACACUCACUGCCUGGGAGGCGAGUGCUUAAACACACUAGGCUCCUACAGCUGCCAUUGCCGGACUGGAUUUGAGCUCUUCAAUGGAAGCAUCUGCGAAGAUCUGAAUGAGUGCCUGGACAGUGGCAUCUGCAGCCCCAAUGGCGAAUGCCUGAACAGCCAUGGAUCCUAUUUCUGCAUUUGCGCUCUUGGCUUUUCAAAUGCUGGUGGCGGAGUCAGCUGUCAAGAUGUAGAUGAAUGUGCAGACCAGUCCAGGUGUUUGCGUGGCCAGUGCCUCAAUACAGAAGGGUCUUACAGCUGCUUGUGUCAAACUGGCUUCAAACAUUCCCAGGAGACUGAUGAUUGUAUAGAUGUGGAUGAAUGUGAAGAAUAUGGGGAUGCCGUGUGUGGCACAUGGGAAUGCCAGAACACCUUGGGCUCAUAUCACUGCAUUAUGGGAUGUCCAGCUGGCUUCCAUCGCACAUCCUUUGGCGAAUGCAUUGAUAUUGAUGAGUGUGCCAACGAGACUCUGUGUGGCAGUCAUGGGUUCUGCGUCAAUACAGACAGCUCGUUCCAUUGUCUGUGUGACCGUGGCUAUGAAAACUCACCUUCAGGCCUUGACUGCAUUGAUGUGAACGAAUGUGAGAUGAUGGUUGCCGUCUGUGGGACAGCACUUUGUGAGAAUGUGGAAGGUGCUUUUCUGUGCCUGUGUUCCAGUGACCACGAGGACUAUGACACGGAAACAGGCGAAUGCCGCCCCCGAGCAGACAUGGGAGGACCCGGAAGGCCUGUAUCUUUGCAUCCCAGAAGCUCAGAGAGGAAGGAGUGCUACUAUCAUAUGGGUGACAUCCCACUAUGUGACAGUGUCUUAGCCAAUAACACCACUAAGGAAGAAUGCUGCUGCACAGAAGGAGCAGCCUGGGGAGACAAUUGUGAGACACAUCCAUGCCCCGUCAUUGGCUCAGUGGAAUAUACUGACAUUUGCCCUAGUGGGAAAGGAUAUAUCCCUGUGGAAGGGACGCUGAUUUUUGGACAGACAUCUUACACAGAUGCUGAUGAGUGUAAAAUGUUUGGCCACGAGGUCUGCCGUAAUGGUCACUGUGUGAACGUAGCGCCAGGCUAUGCCUGCUUCUGCCGCGCCGGUUUUAUCUAUGACUCCAGCAAGCUUGAAUGUAUUGAUCUAGAUGAGUGUGAAAAUGAAGAUGCCUGUGCAAAUGGCAAGUGUCUCAACACGGCUGGUUCCUAUCAUUGCUUCUGUAGCCUUCCCCUCGUGCUGGAUGCGACCCGCAACCGUUGUGUCAACGUUUCCAGCAGCGCAGAUGAUGAGGAUGAACUUGACAUUCACUUAGACAUCUGCUGGCAGAGUGUCUCCAACUACAUCUGCAACGAGCCACUGCUGGGCCAACGAACCACGUACACAGAAUGCUGCUGCCGCUAUGGAGACGCCUGGAGUCAGGACUGUGCACUCUGCCCCCCCAGGUCCUCUGAGGAUUUUGCUCAGCUGUGCAAUGUUGCCAGAAGUGAGGCUGAACUCCGAGAAAUGCCUGGCUAUGAAUAUGGCCCAACUCAGGAAGACCAUCAGUAUGGACUCUACAGGCCAGAUUUAGAACCCUAUUACAACCAGUUGGGUCUUGAGUAUGGAGCACCUGAUAUCAGCCUCUCAAACAGAGAAUCAAGUCAUGGAUUUGACGGUGAUUCAUCCCUGCAAGCAGCACAGCUCCGCCCAGCACAAACUCAGCCUCGCUAUGUGCCUGGCCAAAUUGGACAACGCUACAGCAGCUUUGAAGGGUUGCGAGCCGAGGAGUGUGGGAUCCUGAAUGGUUGCGAGAACGGGCGCUGUGUGCGAGUGCAGGAGGGCUACACCUGCGACUGCUUUGAUGGCUUCCAGUUAGACUUGAUACUCAUGGCCUGUGUGGAUGUUGAUGAGUGCGGGGAAGCAAAUGCCUCUAUGACCCUGUGUGAAGGUAGCACUUGCGAGAACACAGAAGGCUCCUACCGCUGCAACUGCUUGCCUGGUUACGUAGCUUUAGCUGAGCCCCACCGCUGCGUGCCAGGGACAGCUCAGAAUGCAGAGGCCGCGUGACCCAAAAAGCAGCCAUGGAACCCCUACGGACAUUUGCUUUGAGAACUGUAGGUCUGCUCAGCCAGAAAAGAAACAGCUUUAAAAACCCAUUGAUUGUUUCCCAAAGGACAAAAACCUCAUUGGGCUCAACUCACAGGGACAAAAGCCAGUGAGAAGCUGCAGAGUUCCUUCGUCUCUCUUGCUGGCCCGCUCAGCCCAGGCUUCCUGCUUCAGCUGUGGUGCAAACACUCAGGUCCCAGUCGCUUCAUCCUGUUUUAUAGGUUGUCAUCCUCAUUUCUUUCAACGUCCUUGGCCUCCAAAUACUAACUUGCCUUGCGUGGGUCACGAGUAUGUUCAUCCCCAUUCACCUAUUUUGCCCUCCAGUUCAUAACAUGAAGCUGCAGAAUUUCAUGCCAUGGGAACCACUCUCACAGGGCCUCAUCCAUAUGACAAGUAUUCAUUUCCCUCUCACCCCUCCACGGGUUCACAUUGUGUAGGGUCUUUUUUAACUUACUGCAAAACCAUUCCAAUGCAAUUUUACUCACACUCGUUACUGUGGGAUUCCCAAGUCACUCUGUCACAGUUGGCAAAAGGACAGUAAGGCGCAGGACUCUUCCAGCUCUGUGCGCUAAAUGGGCGGCAACCCCCAGCAACACAUGUACCGCUUGGACUCUGUAGAUUUCCCACAGGGAAUGAAAAACAUUCUUAAGUCCACGGGUGUCACAUUGCGGCUUCUCCUGUCCAAGUCUGUCUAACCCUGUCCCAAAGCCCCCCUCACUAGCAAGACAAGGGGCACAGUCUUUUGUACCUGAGCCAGGAAAAAGGGGUGGUCAUGUUCAACGUGUAUGGAUUCUAUUUAUAUAGUCUGGCACAGAUUGGAUGCUGCCUCUAUUCAUCCAAACCAUGGGCACCCACCCCUGCACUUCCUAUGGCUGCUGGAGUAUUGGCUUGGGG